This is a messenger RNA of Diaporthe amygdali, 774 nucleotides long. RefSeq lists its product as uncharacterized. NCBI's taxonomy places the organism in Eukaryota, Fungi, Ascomycota, Sordariomycetes, Diaporthales, Diaporthaceae. The record is from RefSeq and is a predicted model, not a curated record. The transcript has a single exon. Bases 1 to 774 code for a protein of 257 amino acids.
AUGAACACCAAAGCUUGUGUCCCCAGUGGUCCUGACCACAUCAACUACUACAAAGGUGGUUGGAACAUCGGACAAAAAGCCAGAGUCGGCCCCCACAAGAAGGAAGUCAUCUCCAUGGCACGUAUCUACAACCAACGCCCCGGCCGCCUCCGAAUGCACGUCUAUGGCGGGCCAACAAAGAAGGACACGAAGCUCGCCACAGUCGAAACGAUCCCCUUCAAGAAGCAAGGCUGGACAAAGUGGCUGCGCUUCUUCCCGGGAGUUCGCAGCGGCGUGCCCUCUGACGUAGACAUCAUUCUGUUCCCAGACGAGUCCAAGGGCAAGGGCAAGAACCACGAGGGUGCGGAGCGCAUCGAGAUCCGCGGACGCCAGUUCCGAUUCACCGCCGCCGUGGGCCACGGCCAGCAGCACCGGCUCGAGACGUUCGAGUGGCGGUGGAGCGACGGCGGCGAGGUCGGCCACUACACGAAGCGCAUCCCCGAGACCAAUGGCCGCGGCUGGAAGCUGCUGCGCCUCGACACCGAGGGCCAGGACGGCAGCCGCGACCAGAAGGAGUGCGUCGCCGCCUUUUCGCAGACGGGCAAGUUCGGCUCCAAGUCGCACCGCUACCAGCUGUUCAACUCGGGCGCGUCAGGCCUCCUGGGCGAGCGGUUUGAGCUGUAUGCCUAUCUUACGUUCCAGGCCAUCCUGGACCAGGAAGCGCGUGAGGCGGCUAAGGCAGCGGCGGAGAGGCAGGCUAGGAUGAACCAGCAGAUGAAUCGUAAUCGCUAUUAG